Spea bombifrons (plains spadefoot toad) is the source of this 1408-nucleotide messenger RNA. It is a transcript of the gene TNFAIP6, whose product is annotated as TNF alpha induced protein 6. Lineage: Eukaryota; Metazoa; Chordata; Amphibia; Anura; Pelobatidae. The record is from RefSeq and is a predicted model, not a curated record. The transcript is spliced from 6 exons. Gene Ontology annotation, molecular function: hyaluronic acid binding. Gene Ontology annotation, biological process: negative regulation of inflammatory response; cell adhesion. The coding region runs from base 86 to 904 and encodes 272 amino acids.
UGCUUAGCAGAUGUUUCAGAAGGAUUCAGUCAGAUGCAGAAGUGGUUUUUUCUUGGACGACUUCCCUUUUUAAAAUUACUGGAACAUGAAAAAAGUCAUAUUCUUACUUUUGGUUGUCCUACAGUUAGAUAAAACCUUUGAAUGGGGAUUCAAGAAUGGAGUUCUACACAAUUCCAUCUGGUUAGAGCAAGCAGCUGGGGUCUAUCACCGAGAAUCUCGAAACGGGAAAUACAAACUUACCUACAGAGAAGCCAAGGCAGUUUGUGAAUAUGAAGGGGGGAAGCUAGCAACCUACGAGCAACUGGAGGAAGCCCGGAAAAUAGGCUUUCACGUAUGCGCUGCAGGCUGGCUACACAAAGGAAGAGUUGGCUACCCUAUAGUAAAGCCCACAUUCAAUUGCGGAUUUGGAAAAAAGGGCAUUGUUGAUUACGGUUAUCGGCUAAACAAGAGUGAAAGAUGGGAUGCCUAUUGCUACAACCCAAAUGUAAAGGAAUGUGGAGGGGUACUCACGGAACAGGAGAGAAUCAUUAAAUCUCCAGGUUACCCCAAUGAAUAUGAAAACGAUCAAAUCUGCUACUGGCACAUAAGAAUAAACUACGGGCAGCGGAUUUACAUUCAGUUUCUGGAAAUGGACAUUGAAGAGGACACGGACUGUCUGUCUGACUACUUUGAGAUAUAUGAUAGCUAUGAUGAUGUUCAUGGCUUAGUGGGAAGGUACUGCGGUGAUGAACUUCCUGAUGAUAUAAUUAGUACAGGGAACGUCAUGACAUUAAAAUUCCUUACAGAUGGUUCCAUCACGGGAGGAGGAUUUCAGAUCAAAUACACUGCGGUGGAUCCACCGUCAAAAAUGGAAGAUGAAGGAAGCAAAACAUCUAACGUGGAAACUGCUUAUUCUCUAUAUUAACUUUAGCCACGGCUCAAAAUUCUUUCCAAUGAAAGAAAAAUUCAUGGUGAAGAUUAAGACUCUGUCCGAGAAAUGCGAUUGGCGUGAAUAGAAGAUGACUAGAAUAACACUAAUAGAUAAAUCAUUUCUUUUGACUUUUAUUUUGUUUUCUUUCUACAUCACACACAUUUUUUUUUAAAUAAACUGUUAAAAUAAUCAAUUUCCUCACAAACACCCCAUUUCCUCACCUAAAACGGUAACGUCAUGAUUUUUUUCACUUUGUUUCAAAGAGUUUUAUUUUUAGUACAAAAUCAAAAAUGGGCUUUCAAAAAUAUUCUGUUUUUAUAAAACAUUUACUGUAUACAGCACUUUAUACGGAAAUUAUGGGGAAAAAAAUUAAAAAGCUAUUAAACCAGCAAAAGAGAAAGUAUCGCCAUGCUGUGAUGUCAGCAGAGAAAAUAGGAAUAAAAGUGCAUAUACCUGACAAACUCAUCUGUUUUUAAUAAAAAAAAAUGUUUAAACACA